Messenger RNA from Agelaius phoeniceus (red-winged blackbird), 1598 nucleotides. The record is from RefSeq and is a predicted model, not a curated record. NCBI's taxonomy places the organism in Eukaryota, Metazoa, Chordata, Aves, Passeriformes, Icteridae.
GCCGCUCCCGUCCCUGUGUCCAUCCUCAUCCCCAUCCCCAUCCCCUCCGCGUCCUCAUCCCACUCCCCUGCGCGGGUCCCCCUUGCUCCCCCUGAGCGCCGGUGAGCGCCGUCCGGUCCCCGCGGCGAGACCUUCCCGCGCGGUUCCCGCCGCCGCCGGUCCCCUCGUGAGGGCGGAGGGCGCGGGGGGAGCCCCGCCGGGCGCGGGCCGGUGCUGAGUCACGGCCCAGGGGGAGCGGCGGGGGCUGCUGGGGCUUCCCGGAGUGCGGGCGGGAAGGGCUGGGGAUGGAGCUCCGGGCGGUUCAAAAUACAGAAUGAAAAAAUAGAAAAUAGGAAAUAGAAAUGAAACAUACACAAGUGGCUGUCCCGCGGCCCGUGUGCUGCCCCCUGGGCCUUGGCCCGGGGUGUGUCCGUCCGUGCCCGUGGUUACCCGCGGGGGAUGGAGGUGCCCGAGCCUUGUCCCUGCGCUCGGUGGGCUGGUAGUGCGGUGGUACUGGGAAACAGCCGAAAAUCGAAUGGAAAAGGAAAGGUGCGUGUUUUCCUGGGAGAUAAAAAACACAGUACAUGGUAAUUCCAUCACCUCCUGGCCAUCCCAAUGAUGAAAUCAGAAGCUAAGGAUGGAGAAGAGGAAAGCCUGCAGACAGCAUUCAAAAAGCUGAGGGUUGACACAGCUGGAUGUACCACUUCUCUCUCUGUGGGUGAUGGGACAAGUCCCAGAGCAAUAGUUAGAACAGUGGCAGAUGAAACCAAACCUAAGAAUGUGUGUGCUUCUAAGGAAACCUGGCAUGGGUCUGUAAAGAAGCCCUCGAGAGGAGUUGUGAGAACCCAGCGUCGCAGGCGUUCCAAGUCUCCAAUUCUUCACCCUCCAAAGUUUAUCCACUGCAGCACAAAAUCACAUUCCACAUGCAGCCAGCUGGUGCAGAAGAGCCAGGCUGAUGCCCAGGAGGACAGCAGUGGGUUUGGGGUGCCAGUCCCAAAGGAAGCUUGUGCACAUGAACACUGCAGUGUCACUCCAGACGUUGGCCACAAGGGAGGUGAUGAGCCUUUGGGAGUUCCUGUUGCACGGCUGACAUCAGAGAACACACAGGAGAACUCUUCAGCUGCAGCUUCUCCAGCAUCCAAAACAAGCCUAAAGACUACAGAGCUUUCUGACUUCCAGUCUGUGUCCAAGCUGACCAUGAGUGAGCCGUGUGCAUGUGCAGGUAAAGCCUGCCAGUGCAAACUGUGGCAAGAUAUGGAAGUGUACAAAUUCUCUGGCUUGCAGAACACCCUCCCUCUGGCACCUGACAGAACGGUUUGUGAGGAUCACUCCCAGCCCUUGCCAUCAAGAACUCCCUCAAGUUCCCCACGCUCUUGCUCUGAGCAAGCCAGGGCCUUUGUGGAUGAUGUGACAAUUGAAGAUCUUUCAGGGUACAUGGAGUAUUACUUGUAUAUUCCAAAGAAAAUGUCUCACAUGGCAGAGAUGAUGUACACCUGACAGCAAGGAGCACUAAAACCAGAAGGGUGGCUGGUUGAAAUCUGCCCUCAGGCACAUCAUGUGAAUAUGCAACCCACUCCCUGCUCACUGUGCUUGCAAUAAAAACACUUCUUUGCAUCUCA